Penicillium samsonianum is the source of this 1752-nucleotide messenger RNA. RefSeq names its product flavin-containing monooxygenase. Gene Ontology annotation, molecular function: NADP binding; N,N-dimethylaniline monooxygenase activity; flavin adenine dinucleotide binding. The coding region runs from base 1 to 1752 and encodes 583 amino acids. The transcript is spliced from 7 exons. The record is from RefSeq and is a predicted model, not a curated record. NCBI's taxonomy places the organism in Eukaryota, Fungi, Ascomycota, Eurotiomycetes, Eurotiales, Aspergillaceae.
AUGGGAUCUAUCGGUGACUAUCAUGAGCUCAAGGCGGCCAAUGGAGUUGGGAAAGGGAUCAAACCUUAUGAAAUCGUGGAAGAGCCAAGUCGAUACCGUCGCAAAAUCCGCAUCAUUGUGAUCGGAGCCGGCGCAAGUGCGUUGAACUUUGCCCAUGACAUCGACACAAGCCCGUUAGACACUGAACUAGUUCUUUACGAAAAGAACCCAGAGAUUGGUGGCACUUGGUAUGAGAACCGCUAUCCCGGAUGUGGAUGCGACAUACCUUCUGUCAACUAUCAGUUCUCAUGGGCUCCCUCUCCAGACUGGACCUCCUUUUAUUCGGGUGCACCUGAAAUCCUGAAAUAUUUCAAGGGCAUUGCCGACAAGUAUGGACUUCGGAAAUAUAUUCGCCUGGAGCACAAGGUGGUAGGCGCAUUCUGGGACGAGCAGGAUCAACAGUGGCAUGUAAAAAUCCAGAAAGGAGAUAAUCCUGAAGAUGUCUUUGAGGACAAAGGUCACAUAUUGGUCAACGCAAGUGGUGUGCUGAACAAAUGGAAAUGGCCCGCAAUCAAGGGCCUCGAAUCCUUCAAGGGCCCUAGACUUCAUAGUGCAAACUGGGACGACAGCGUUCAAUUGCAGGGGAAGCGUGUUGCUGUUAUCGGCUCAGGCUCCUCUGCAGUGCAAAUCGUUCCAAGCAUUCAGCCAAAGGUUUCAUCUCUCAAAUGCUUCAUUCGCAGUGCCUCGUGGGUGACUGCCGGCUUUGGUCAACGAUUUGCAGGAAAAGGGGGAUCUAAUUUCAAAUAUAAUGAGAAGCAAAAGGAGAUACUGCAGAAUGAUCCUCAGAAAUACCUGGCAUAUCGCAAGAAGAUCGAGUCUGAGCUCAAUUCCCGUUUCCGAUUCAUUCUCAAUGGAUCCGAGGAGCAAGCAAAUGCGCGAGCAUACGCCGAGAAAGAUAUGCGGACCAAGCUUGCGGAUCAUCCAGAAAUCGCAGACUCGAUUGUUCCAAAAGACUUUGCAGUGGGCUGCCGAAGACCUACACCCGGAAAUGGAUAUCUCGAGGCGCUUUGCAGCGAGAACACCUCGGUUGUCAGUCAAUCAAUUGAAGAGAUUACCCCUAAGGGCAUUAAGACUGCAGAUGGGCUUGAGCACGAGGUCGAUGUUAUCGUGUGUGCUACCGGCUUUGAUGUCAGUUGGCGGCCAUCGUACCCGACAAUCGGCCGGAAAUCUCGCAGUCUGAGUGAGGAAUGGAAGAAUAUUCCAAGGACAUACCUUUCUAUCACAGUUCCACACUUCCCCAAUUACCUCAUUUUCAACGGUCCCUUUGGGCCCUACGGCCACGGAAGUUUCCUUCCAAUUACGGAGACCAUAUCAAGACACUUCCUCCAGAUGCUCGAGAAAAUGUCAUCAGAAGGUGUGACGUCUUUUGAACCCAAAGCUGAGGCAGUUGCGGAUUUCUUUGAGCACCACCGAAACUUCAUGCCUCGUACCGCUUGGACAUCUCCAUGUCGUUCUUGGUUCAAACAAGGAACGAUCGAUGGGGAGGUGAUGAUGUGGCCGGGCUCGAGAAUUCAUUUCUUUGAAACCAUGAAACAGCCCCGUUGGGAAGAUUACAACCUCGGCUAUACAACCUCUAAUCGGUUUGGCUAUCUUGGUAACGGCUUCGCUGCACGCGAGUUCGAUGGAAGCGACCUGUCGUGGUAUCUGGGUAUGAUUGACGGGAAUGAAAAGGCACAUCUCCCCGAUGAGGAUUUUGAGGCCUUUAUGGUUUAG